This is a messenger RNA of Cryptococcus deneoformans JEC21, 3490 nucleotides long. RefSeq lists its product as hypothetical. The transcript has 12 exons. Lineage: Eukaryota; Fungi; Basidiomycota; Tremellomycetes; Tremellales; Cryptococcaceae. The record is from RefSeq and is a predicted model, not a curated record. The coding region runs from base 55 to 3396 and encodes 1113 amino acids.
GCCGACUUAUUCUUCCUUUCCCUCUUAUUUCGCUCAGCUGCUCGCACCGUUAUAAUGUGGCUUUUGACUGUAGUAGGAGAAAUUCUCGGCCAGAAACAUUACACCUUUGCAUUGCAGCAGCAGAAAAGCUAUACUUUCGGACGGAACAAAGACUGUGAUAUUGCCUUUCCUAACAAUUUGCGAGUAAAGCCUGAAGAAGGAACUCUGGAAAUAUUGGAAUGGGAUUACACGAAUAGGCAUUCUCGACCUGACAUUAAAUGGCGACCUAAACCGAAGAAAAACGGCGAUUAUGGGACUAUUGUUGCUGUAGGAAAACGUCCGGAGACGCCUAAUGGGUCAUUGAACAAGGGCGAUUACGAUAUACUUCCCAUAAACAACGAGAAGGGAAGCGGAGUUUUUGUGGAUGAAUUAAAUGUGACGGGAAUAUCGUUUGCCGAUGACAUAUGGUUCUUUCUGGAAUGGAGAGACCUAUGCCUGCUGUACGGCAAAAUGAUGGACGAACCGGAUCCGAUCAGAAACACUCUCAAAAGUUAUUGUAUUUCUUGGACAACAACCUUUGACACGUCCGAUCCACCCCAAUAUGUCCUGUUAGAUACCUACCGCAACAACUGGGAAGCUAGAUAUGCCGUUUGUUGUGGAAUACCUAUCCUCCUUCCCAGCUUCCUCGCCCUCCUUCAAAGUCGCCUAACAAUCAACUGGCGAAAAACCGCGGACGCCUUCUGUAGCUUUAAAUUUCCGCUUCCUGGUGAAGAUGAAGCAGAGUAUAGACCAAAAAACCAUCAGAGCAUUAGAUUCUCUUCCAGCAUUUGGCUUCCUGAUAGACGCAGGAGGACGUUGUAUAGAGGAUGGCAUGUUUUGCUUUUGAGGGAGCAAAUUCAACCCAGAGAAGCAUUCAUGUACAAAGCGUUAGGUGCAGACUUACAAGAGGUCAUUGUUGAAGGCAAUCCACCUAAAACCAGCAGUGACGUCGAGGAAUAUUUGGCGGACUGGCUUUCCUAUGUGGACACUCAUGGGGGGAGAAAAAAGGGGCUUGUCGCUUACAGCGGAAAGGUGAAGGACAUGACUGAUGCGAAGAUAAUUGAAGACACUUGUGAAAGAUUGAAAGUUAACUGUGCUUCGGUUGCUAGUGCUUUCGGGGCAGUCUUAAAUGGGGGCGUUCAUCAAUUCCUUGAAGGUGUGGAUAAUAAACAUAAUAGACAUGCCGCUAGAGGCUCCAUUACCGCCAUCACCCCAGCAGCAUCGUCUUCCGUCCCAAGUCCUGCAGCCGAUCCCUUUCGCCGACUCACUGAAACACCCACCCCUGCAUUAACACCCACUCCUCCCUCCGAGCCGACUGUGACUUCCGUUGUUGCUGAAAGCAGUAAUGCUCCUGGUGUACCUUCGACUUUUUCCGACGAGACUACGCCGCCAGUGCCUUUCGAACCGCCUAGAUUAUCGCGGAGGAGAACGGCGUAUACGAAACCCAUUAUCGCCGAUGCUACACCCGUUCCUGUUGCUUCUAGCGAACCUCAACAUGUAGCAGUGAACGCUGACGGCACAGAAGAAGCUGUCGAUGAAUGGCGCCCUCCUCCGGUCGCCGUCCUACGUCGACCUCAGAGACGAACUGUAGGAAAAGGAGCUAGAAAUACUCCAACCUCCGCCCCUGCCCCUGCUCAACCCCUUGCCACCCCUCAGUUCAAUGGUACCGAUACACAUGUCACUUCGCUUGACCCACAUCCUUCAUUUGCACCUAACUCCAUGCCUUCACAAGAAGAAGAUUCACCGGGAGUUGCUCCAGGGCCUUCACGGGCAGGAUUGUCAGAUUUCCCUUCAUCGACACAACAAAACACAAUGCCUCCUAUACAAACGCUACCUCGUCCCAGUCGACGUUACGGCACCACAUCAUCUAUCGCACGUCCUCAAGCUGCGCCGAGUAGGGUUGCCUUCGAGGAAACUGUCGAGGAGGAAGAAGAUGACAGGCUGAAAAAAUUGUAUGAGAAGACGCGCAAGCAAGGUUUUGGACCUGCAUCGCUGGCAAAAAAGGUGAGAACAGCAGACCGUGGGGGUGAUGUGGAGAUGGAAGAUACCCAGAUAUCGAGUGCGGCUUCUAUGACAGAUAGGGAGAGGUACAAAGCUCCCAGCGAGAUUUUACACAUUGAUGAAGAACCGGAAGAGGAGGAAGAGGAGCAGGAUCUUUUCGCCCAAACGAUGCGGAGAUCCAAAAGACCAGCGUCUGCCGCGGGUUUAUCGGCAACUCAAGGGACAGCGCCUGAGGUACGGAGCAAAGAUAUAGGCGGGAGAGACUCUCAAGACUUGAUGCCGCCUCCUGCUCAACGUCGUCGUAUCCAGUCACCUUCUCCUUCCCCUGAGCCUGGGCCUUCUGAAGAUCAGGCUCCACGUAGAGCUGCUCCAAGCCAGAACCGUUUCGAUUUUCAAGAUGCCAUCCCUCAACCUAUGACUCGUGACGAACAAUUCCUCCGCGUCGUUGCUGAGCGUAAGAAAGCUAAAGCAGCUAUCGACAACCUCGACAAAAGCUUUGAUAGUAUGCUCCGUAUACCGAAAGCUCAGACAGAAUCUGAGGCUGAUAAGCCGGACUACUCGGUGCUGGACGAGGUUCCUCCCCCUAAGGCCGGCAACUAUAUUGCUGUGAUGAGAACCAAUAGUCUGUUUAGAAAAGAUCUGGGACAGACGAAAGAAAGGGAGAAUGUUGAAGACGGGAGGCCCAAUUUCAAGAAGUUCAAAAGGAAAAACGUCCCUCGCAGAGCACCCUUAAAGAUGGUACUCACCACGUCUGUUGUUGACCCAUCCAAGUAUGAAGAGCCCGAACCUUACUGGCCGACCCAAAAGAAGACACAGAAGAAGUCUCAGGCCCAGUCCGGCUCUUUGUCCGACCCAGAAGAGGAUGAUCGCCCGCUUUUGCCCAGACAUAAACCCCGACUGUUGGUUGAAGAUGACAAUGAGGGCGACGGUGACGUAAAGUUCAUGGCUACUGGACAGGCGGCAGCUGGCAGAAGAGGGACACAGAGGAAUCAAAUACGGGACAAUCGAGUCACCCUGGGAACUUCCGCGCAAAGAACCAAGGGAGGCGAAAGCGUAGCCUCAGAUACUUACGACGACCAAGCGGCUCGAUCCGAUGUAUCGAAGACAACCCAUAGCAAAGCUGCUACAAAGGCCACUGCGGCGAGAGGGAGGAAUAAACUGUUAGUAGAGGAUAAUGAUACGACGAUUGACUGGGCAUCGUCGCCUAGCACUGCCAAAGGAGGGAAGAGUAGCUUCGAGUCAUCAGGGACGGCUACAUUAGACGAGAAUCCUUCUUCGACAGCUAGGAAGGGUACGCAGAAGAGAAAGGCGUUAGCAGUAGAUGUGGAUGAUGAUGAGGGUGGAUUUGGAAACUUUGGGAAGAGGCGAAGACGUUGAUGCUCAAUGCGUGCUCAUGCUGGAACAAUACAGGACCACAGUUGGUUGAUGACUGUACAAUACGGUACUAUUGUCUAUAAUGCAUAAAUCAUGA